Histoplasma mississippiense is the source of this 741-nucleotide messenger RNA. RefSeq lists its product as hypothetical. The record is from RefSeq and is a predicted model, not a curated record. Gene Ontology annotation, molecular function: protein binding. Lineage: Eukaryota; Fungi; Ascomycota; Eurotiomycetes; Onygenales; Ajellomycetaceae. The coding region runs from base 1 to 741 and encodes 246 amino acids. The transcript is spliced from 3 exons.
AUGACAUCGAACCGUACCCGCCGUAUCGCCAAGGAGCUCGCAGAUAUCCAUGCAGACCAGCACUCGCAAAUCUUGGCUGAUCCGGUUGGGGGCGGAGAUGAUUUGACACAUUUGAGAGGCUCCUUUCGAGGGCCCCCCGGAACUCCCUACGAGGAAGGAACCUAUUAUGUUGAUAUCAAGAUACCCUCCGAAUACCCUUUCCGCCCGCCUGUGAUGAAAUUUAUAACCAAAGUCUGGCAUCCGAAUAUCAGUAGUCAAACUGGUGCCAUUUGCCUCGACACUCUCUCUACCGCCUGGUCUCCCGUCCUGACCAUCAAGUCUGCUCUGCUCUCCCUCCAGUCCCUCCUCAGCACACCCGAACCUAAAGACCCUCAAGAUGCGGAGGUGGCCAACAUGCUCAUGCGAAACCCGAAGGAGUUCGAGCGGGUUGCCCGACAGUGGGCUGUUCAGCAUGCAGGCGCCCCCAAACGGCAACUGGGCGAAAGUAGCGGCGGCGCCACUGAUGAAUCCAUCCGUAAACAGCAACUGAAGUCGAAGGAAGAGGAGGAAAAAGAGCAAUUGGCUGCGUACGACGGCUACAACAAGGACCUCGUCGAUCGAUUCUGUCAUAUGGGAUUCGACGUGUCACGAGUAGUAUCGGCUUUCAAGUAUGUUGGCAUUGAUCGGAUGGACGGCGAGGAUUACGAAUUGGAAGAAGCAUAUAUGGGUGAUGUUACCGCACGUUUGCUUGGGGAGCCAUGA